GAUGCCUGUUUUUUUUUAAAAAACGGCACAGUUUCGCAGGUACAAAAUGGACAAGUUUUUGCAAAAAACAAACAAACGAAACAAAAAAACAAACGAAAAAAAAACCGCCACGUCAAAGGCUAACGCCACGGAGGACGGCGAAGUGUUUCAAUAGGCACCAACUUUUCGCCUCAGAAUGACGACGCACUAUCGACCCAGCCUCUCCAGGUACGUGCUCUCAAGGAAAAGAUAGAAUCGGAAAAGGGAAAAGAAGCAUACCCUGUAGUUGGCCAGAAGCUCAUCUAUGCAGGUAAAAUCCUGAAUGAUGACAUACCAUUGAAGGAAUACAAAAUAGAGGAGAAGAACUUUGUGGUGGUCAUGGUAACUAAGCCAAAACCAACUGCACCUCCACAGCCGGCAGCAGCUCCUCCUGUAGUUGCCGUUCCCGUCCCUGACGUCUCCCCUCAGCCUGUCUCCACACCUGCUCCCCCUGCAUCUGAGCCUGUAGUCCCCGAACCUUCCCCUGCAUGUGCGCCUGACCUCGCCCCCGCCCCGCUCCCCACACCUGCACCAACACCCACAUCCGUGCCCGCAACCACCCCUCUCCCUGUACAACCUGCACCAACAGCGGAGCCUCCUGCUCCGCCGGCCACAGCGCCCCCUGCUGCCCCGGAUGCUACGGUAGACCGAGACUCGACCGAGACAGUGAGUGCAAACCCAGAGCCCGCACUAGUGGAGCAGCCGCAGACAGCAAAUCCUGAGCAGUCUUCCAUUCCGGCUGAGGCCCAGCCAGCUGCCAGCAUUAUCGAUGAAUUGGGUCUUCUAGAGGAAGCAGCAUCGAUUCUUGUCACGGGGCAGGCGUAUGAGAAUUUGGUGGCAGAGAUCAUGUCCAUGGGCUACGAGAGGGAGCAGGUCAUCGCUGCUUUGAGAGCCAGCUACAACAACCCUGACCGGGCAGUGGAAUACCUCCUCAUGGGGAUUCCUACUGAACUGGAGCAGCCUCCACAAGAAGUAGUGCGACCCACCCCGGCAACGGAAAGACCUCAGCCCCCUCCAGCAGCCACUGGUGCGAUGUCUGCGCUCCCCCAGGACCCACCUGCGUCAGGUAACCCUCUGGAGUUCCUGAGGAACCAGCCGCAGUUCCAACAAAUGCGUCAGAUCAUCCAACAGAACCCUGCCCUCCUACCCGCCUUACUGCAGCAGCUGGGCCGAGACAACCCUCAGCUACUGCAGCAAAUAACGCAGCACCAGGAGAGAUUUGUGCAGAUGCUUAACGAACCACCGGCUGGAGAGGCAGAGGUGGCAGAGACACAGGGCGCUCCUCAGACGAGCUACAUCCAGGUCACCCAGCAGGAAAAAGAGGCUAUCGAGAGGUUAAAAGCCUUGGGGUUUCCAGAGGGACUAGUCAUCCAGGCUUAUUUCGCCUGUGAAAAAAACGAGAACCUAGCUGCCAAUUUCCUGCUCCAGCAGACCUUUGACGACGAGUGAACGUGGAACCCAGACUGGGAUCUCUAGGGGGCGACAGAGAUAAUGGAAGCACUAGUUUGUGUGUAGCAUGCGUGCGUUUUGCGGAGAGUUUGGGAGAAGUUUUUAAAUGAGACUGCGACUGUGGUACCCUGUUAGUCAUGAAGAGAAAAGCCAUGUGUGACUUACACUAAUAUGAGAGGCCUGAUCCGUCCCCAUCUGUAUUAGAUGAGUUCACUCCUGGACAUUAGGCUGUGGGUCUGUUUCUGCUGCUGUUACUGAGUGUGCUGUGUGUGGGUUUGCAGGUUUUUAUCUCUGCUCUUUAAUUUAUUGCGAUUAAAUUCUGCCAAGAGACCCCCCCAGUAUCAUCUCGAGUCCCUUGCAUAAGGCUGGUCUGUGCCUCAUCUUCAUGCUGCUCUUAAAUGAAAGAAUCUUCAGUUUGUUUUAUAAUAGUCACAAAUUGCUGUUUUUGCCUGACUCUGUAGUACGUAAUAUUUGGGAAUAUUAUUCUCAAGAGUACCAUCAUCUCUUGACAAAGGUUUGACAGUGUUUGGUGUCCUAUUUGGGGAUUUCAAUAAAUGAAAACUCAAAACGUUCUGAUAUUCUCCGUCUAAUGGAGCCAUGGAUAAAAUAUUUACAUUUAACAUUAAUUUACCUAUAAGUCAAAAAAAAAAAAAAAAUCAUCAUAUGUAUCAUCGUAUCUUGAUAAUUCAAAAUAAGUCGUUUACAUUAUAACACCAAAUUCGUAAAUUCAACGAAUACUCUAGUAUUUUGAGAAAAUGCAUUUUUGUUUCCAAAGAUUGGAGAAUACUUGGGGAAGAGGCUGUGAAAAUAAAUUGAGUUGUGACAAACUUUGGUUUUCUUCACUAUUAUAAUGGAACUCCUUUAUUUUCCAUUUGUAAAUCACAAAAGCAAACCAAUAAUUGCCACAAGUCUAACUCCUUUUCCACACUUGCUUUCAGUUCCUUGUAUCGCAAACGUAGAUAUUCAAAUUACAUAUACAAAUUAUGCAUUAUAAAGUUAAUGAUGUGUACUUUUUGGUGCUGUAUGGACUAUCACUAGAGCCACUGUUGUAUGUACUCUGAUAUUACAACUAGUGCCAAAUGCAUCUGAUUGUAUAGCUUUAAAACAAGAAUGGCUAAUGAAUAAACAAAAAUACUUUAUAAUCACCAUGCUCAAACAUCAAUAUAUGAAACAAAAUUAUAUAUUUUUUAUUUGUGUCUUGCAUUAUCUCUUAGAAGAAUGUGUGGGCUUUUGUUUGUUUUGAAUUUACAAUGCUUGAAUUUGGCUCAGAUUUUUCUGUACAAUAUGUAAAAGCUCAUUUGCUUUUUGUAAAAAAUGUGUAAUUUACAUUGGAGGAUUGUUUCCUGUUGAAUGAGUUGGAAAAGAUACUAUUUUAACUCUUCUCAUGGUUUCUGAAUUUGAAUUCAGGUUUGCUGUAUUCUGAGGGAGUUGAUUUUUAAAAUGGGUCUUAAAUGUAUCAACAAGUCAAGGCUGAUAAACUGGCUGUAACAGAUUUACUGUCUCAGCAGGAAAUAAACAGCUUUUACAAAGCUUUCAAUUA
Molecule: messenger RNA, 3007 nt
Organism: Electrophorus electricus (electric eel)
Lineage: Eukaryota; Metazoa; Chordata; Actinopteri; Gymnotiformes; Gymnotidae
Gene: rad23ab
Product: RAD23 homolog A, nucleotide excision repair protein b
Biological process (GO): nucleotide-excision repair; proteasome-mediated ubiquitin-dependent protein catabolic process
Cellular component (GO): cytosol; nucleoplasm
Molecular function (GO): polyubiquitin modification-dependent protein binding; damaged DNA binding; ubiquitin binding
Source: RefSeq, a predicted model, not a curated record